AUGUCUCGCUUCUUAGACAGCGUUUGCACCAUCAUCAGCACCUUUCACCAACAUGCCAAGGAAGACGGAGACUACUCCAGCCUCAGCCGACAGAGGAUGAAACAGUUCAUCCAGAGGGAGUUUGCAGAUGCCAUGGCUAAGCCGCGUGACCCUCAGACGAUUGACAAGAUUCUGCAGUUCCUGGAGUGGGAUGGUGAUGGGGAAAUAGAUUUUAAUGAGUUCCUGAUUUUGGUGUUCAGAGUGGCUAAAUCCUGCUACUGGUACCUGCCGAAGGGACCGUGCCUUCUGCAAAGAACAGAGCUGAGAAGCAGUGAGAAGUCACUCCAAGAGCCUGAAAUGAAGAACAGAGGAAGAGUAACAGAGGGAGACUCUCAAACUUGUGAGAGUAAUCAUCAUCCGCCCUGUGAACCUGAGGUGCAACGAGAAACAGGGGUCAAUGAGCUUGAAACACCGGAGGAAGCGGGAAGUCAUCACCAGCAACGUAACACACGAAGCAGAAAUGAUGCAAAACAACGCAGUGAGCCAGAGGAGCCAAUCCCUUGGGCAUAUGAAGAAAGAAGCCAAGAGCCAUGCAACCAAUGGAAGAGCCAGAGAAGACGUCAGGCCCCGGAGCAAGGCAGAGGAGAAGAUGUACGAGCCUGCGAGGGGGGCAGCUUGCAAGAAGACGAGCCUGGAAUGCAGGCAGCUGAGAGGCAAAAUCAAGAGAGGCCUCAGCCAGAACAACUGGCAGACGUGAGGAGUCGCAGCCAGACCUGUGAACCUCAACCACUGCCAAACCGGUGGAGUAGCCGUCAGCCGCAGGAGCCAGCACUACGAGCAAAUGAUCAGAAAAACCAGCGGCCACAAGAAGCAGAUAGAGGAAGUCACAACCAGCCACGUAAACAUGAAUUACUCAGAGGAGAGAAAAACCGCUACCACGUACGUGAGCUGGAACAAAAAGAAGUGGAACGCAGAAGCCACCAGCAAAAUGAGUCUGAAUGCCUGGAUUCAACACACCCAUAUCAGUCAUAUAUAGAACCGCUAGAGCUCGAGCUUAGGAACGAUGACACAUGCGAGACAGAAAGAAAAACCUUUGAUCAAGUGAAAAAAAAAGAUCAGAAGAUUACAUCUCAAGAAAGUGAGAGAGACAUUGAUUGGGAUGAGAAACGGGAUGAACAAAACGUCUCAGAGCGGGAGAGGUGGAUCGAUCGCCAACGGGAUUGGGAGGUGGAGGUCUACGAGCGCCGCAGCCGCCAGACACGCGAAAGGGAAGAGCGAGGUGCCACAACGGACCCGAGAGAGACCUAUGAGAGACGUGAAUGUCAGAGACGUGAUGCCAAGGACAAUGGAAGGAGACAACGCGAGUCUGUGAGGUACGAGAGGACCCGGGACAUGGAAGUAGCGGCAGCAGAAGCAGAUGUCAGGAUCCGCCGGGUCACCCGGGAACAGGAACCCCGUGACGACGUGGAAAGGAGAGAGUGUGCCCGUGAUUGUUCGGAUCGGGAGGAGGAGAGGAGGGUCUGCCGGGAAGGAGAGAGGGAAGAGCCUGUGUGGGAGAGGAGGAUCGAUCGCCAGCGGGAUCUGGAGGUGGAGGUUUACGAGCGUCACAGCCGCCAGACACGUGAAAGAGAGGAACGAGGUGCCAAAAGUGACCAGAGAGAGACCUGCGAGAGGCGUGAGUGUCAGAGACGCGACGCCGAGGACGAUGGAAGGGGAGAACGCGAGUCCGUGAGGUACGAGAGGACCCAGGAGAUGGAAAUAGCAGCAGCAGAAGCAGAUGUCAGGAUCUGCCAGGUCACCCGGGAACGGGAGCCACAUGAUGAUGUGGAAAGGAGAGAGUGUGCCCGUGAUUGUGCAGAACCACAGGAGAGGAGGGUCUGCUGGGAAGGAGAAAGGGAAGAGCCUGUGAGAGAGAGGAGGAUCGAUCACCAACGGGAGCUGGAUGUGGAAGUCUACGAGCGCCGCAACCGCCAGACACAGGAAAGGGAAGAGCGAGGUGCCACGACGGACAUGAGAGAUACCUGCGAGAGGCGUGAGUGUCAGAGACACGACCCCGAGGACGAUGGAAGGAGACAACGCGAGUCCAUGAGGUACGAGAGGACCCGUGACAAGGAAGUAGUAGCAGCAGAAGCAGAUGUCAGGAUCCACCGUGUCACCCGGGAACAGGAACCCCGUGACAACGUGGAAAGGAGAGAGUGUGCCCGUGAUUGUGCAGAACCACAGGAGGAGAGGAGGGUCUGCCGGGAAGGAGAGAGGGAAGAGUCUCUGAGAGAGAGGAGGAUCGAUCGCCAAUGGGAUCGGGAGGUGGAGGUUUACGAGCGUCACAGCCGCCAGACACGUGAAAGAGAGGAACGAUCUGACAAAAGGGACCAGAGACAGACCUGUGAGAGGCGUGAGUGUCGGAGACGUGACCCUGAGGACGAUGGAAGGAGACAACGCGAGUCGGUGAGGUACGAGAGGACGCGGGAGUCUGCAGUAGCAGCAGCAGAAGCAGAUGUCAGGAUCCGCCGGGUCACCCGGGAACGGGAGCCACGUGACGACCUGGAAAGGAGAGAGUGUGCCCGUGAUUGUGCAGAACAACAGGAGGAGAGGAGGGUCUGCCGGGAAGGAGAGAGGGAAGAGCCUCUGAGAGAGAGGAGGAUCAAUCACCAACGGGAGCUGGAUUUGGAGGUCUACGAGUGCCGCAGCCGCCAGACACAGGAAAGGGAAGAGCGAGGUGCCACAACGGACACAAGAGAGACUUGUGAUAGGCGUGAGUGUCAGAGACGUGACCUUGAGGACGAUGGAAGGAGACAACGCGAGUCCGUGAGGUACGAGAGGACCCGGGACAUGGAAGUUGCGGCAGCAGAAGCAGAUGUCAGGAUCCGCCGGGUCACCCGGGAACGGGAGCCACGUGAUGACGUGGAAAGGAGAGAGUGUGCCCGUGAUUGUGCAGAACCACAAGAGGAGAGGAGGGUCUGCCAGGAAGGAGAAAGGGAAGAGCCCGUGAGAGAGCGGAGGAUCGAUCGACAACGGGAGCUGGAUGUGGAGGUCUACGAGCGCCGCAGCCACCAGACACGGGAAAGGGAAGAGCGAGGUGCCACGACGGACACGAGAGAGACUUGUGAUAGGCGUGAGUGUCAGAGACGUGACCCUGAGGACGAUGGAAGGAGACAACGCGAGUCCGUGAGGUACGAGAGGACCCGGGACAUGGAAGUAGCGGCAGCAGAAGCAGAUGUCAGGAUCCGCCGUGUCACCCGGGAACGGGAACCCCGUGAAGACGUGGAAAGGAGAGAGAGUGCCCGUAAUUGUGUGGAUCGGGAGGAGGAGAGGAGGGUCUGCCGGGAAGGAGAGAGGGAAGAGCCUGUGCGGGAGAGGAGGAUCGAUCGCCAACGGGAUCGAGAGGUGGAGGUCUAUGAGCGCCACAGCCGCCUGACACGUGAAAGGGAAGAGCGAGGUGCCACGACGGACACGAGAGAGACCUGCAAGAGGCGUGAGUGUCAGAGACAUGACCCUGAGGACGAUGGAAGGGGAGAACGCGAGUCCGUGAGGUACGAGAGGACCCGGGAAAUGGAAGUAGCAGCAGCAGAAGCAGAUGUCAGGAUCCGCCGUGUCACCCGGGAACGGGAACCCCGUGACGACCUGGAAAGGAGAGAGAGUGCCCGUAAUUGUGUGGAUCGGGAGGAGGAGAGGAGGGUCUGCCGGGAAGGAGAGAGGGAAGAGCCUGUGCGGGAGAGGAGGAUCGAUCGCCAACGGGAUCGAGAGGUGGAGGUCUAUGAGCGCCACAGCCGCCUGACACGUGAAAGGGAAGAGCGAGGUGCCACGACGGACACGAGAGAGACCUGCAAGAGGCGUGAGUGUCAGAGACAUGACCCUGAGGACGAUGGAAGGGGAGAACGCGAGUCCGAGAAGUACGAGAGGACCCGGGAAAUGGAAGUAGCAGCAGCAGAAGCAGAUGUCAGGAUCCGCCGGGUCACCCGGGAAUGGGAGCCACGUGACGACCUGGAAAGGAGAGAGUGUGCCCGUGAUUGUGUGGAUCGGGAGGAGGAGAGGAGGGUCUGCCGGGAAGGAGAGAGGGAAGAGCCUGUUCGGGAGAGGAGGAUCGAUCACCAACGGGAGCUGGAUGUGGAGGUCUACGAGCGCCGCAGCCGCCAGACACGUGAGAGAGAGGAACGAUCUGACAAAAGGGACCAGAGACAGACAUGCGAGAGGCAUGAGUGUCGGAGACCUGACCCCGAGGAUGAUGGAAGGAGACAACGCGAGUCGGUGAGGUACGAGAGGACGCGGGAGUCUGCAGUAGCAGCAGCAGAAGCAGAUGUCAGGAUCUCCCGUGUCACCCGGGAACGGGAGCCACGUGACGACGUGGAAAGGAGAGAGGGUGCCCGUGAUUGUGCAGAACCACAGGAGGAGAGGAGGGUCUUCCGGGAAGGAGAGAGGGAAGAGCCUGUGAGAGAGAGGAGGAUCGAUCGCCAGCGGGAUCGGGAGGUGGAGGUUUACGAGCGUCACAGCCGCCAGACACGUGAAAGAGAGGAACGAGGUGCCGAAAGUGACCAGAGAGAGACCUGCGAGAGGCGUGAGUGUCAGAGACGUGACCCUGAGGACGAUGGAAGGAGACAACGCGAGUCCGUGAGGUACGAGAGGACCCGGGACAUGGAAGUAGCAGCAGCAGAAGCAGAUGUCAGGAUCCACCGGGUCACCCGGGAACGGGAGCCACAUGAUGACGUGGAAAGGAGAGACUGUGCCCGUGAUUGUGCAGAACCACAGGAGGAGAGGAGGAUUUGCCAGGAAGGAGAAAGGGAAGAGCCCGUGAGAGAGCGGAGGACCGAUCGACAACGGGAGCUGGAUGUGGAGGUCUACGAGCGCCGCAGCCGCCAGACACGCGAAAGGGAAGAGCGAGGUGCCACGACGGACACGAGAGAGACUUGUGAUAGGCGUGAGUGUCAGAGACGUGACCUUGAGGACGAUGGAAGGAGACAACGUGAGUCCGUGAGGUACGAGAGGACCCGGGAAAUGGAAGUAGCAGCAGCAGAAGCAGAUGUCAGGAUCCGCCGGGUCACCCAGGAACGGGAGACACGUGACGACCUGGAAAGGAGAGAGUGUGCCCGUGAUUGUGCAGAACCACAGGAGGAGAGGAGGGUCUGCCAGGAAGGAGAGAGGGAAGAGCCUCUGAGAGAGAGGAGGAUCGAUCGCCAACAGGAGCUGGAUGUGGAGGUCUAUGAGCGCCGCAGCCGCCAGACACAGGAAAGGGAAGAGCGAGGUGCCACGACGGACACGGGAGAAAACUGCGAGAGGCGUGAGUGUCAGGGACGUAACCCUGAGAACGAUGGAAGGAGACAACGCGAGUCUGUGAGGUACGAGAGGACGCGGGAGGCUGCAGUAGCAGCAGCAGAAGCAGAUGUCAGGAUCCGCCGGGUCACCCGGGAACGGGAGCCACGUGAUGACGUGGAAAGGAGAGAGUGUGCCCGUGAUUGUGCAGAACCACAAGAGGAGAGGAGGGUCUGCCAGGAAGGAGAAAGGGAAGAGCCCGUGAGAGAGCGGAGGAUCGAUCGACAACGGGAGCUGGAUGUGGAGGUCUACGAGCGCCGCAGCCGCCAGACACGCGAAAGGGAAGAGCGAGGUGCCACGACGGACACGAGAGAGACUUGUGAUAGGCGUGAGUGUCAGAGACGUGACCCCGAGGACGAUGGAAGGAGACAACGCGAGUCCGUGUGGUACGAGAGGAUCCGGGACAUGGAAGUAGCGGCAGCAGAAGCAGAUGUCAGGAUCCGCCGGGUCACCCGGGAACGGGAACCCCGUGACAACGUGGAAAGGAGAGAGAGUGCCCGUAAUUGUGUGGAUCGGGACGAGGAGAGGAGAGUUGGCCAGGAAGGAGAGAAUGAAGAGCCUGUGUGGGAGAGGAGGAUCGAUCGCCAACGGGAUCGGGAGGUGGAGGUCUAUGAGCGCCGCAGCCGCCAGACACGUGAAAGGCAAGAGCGAGGUGCCACGACGGACACGAGAGAGACCUGCGAGAGGCGUGAGUGUCAGAGACGUGACCCUGAGGACGAUAGAAGGGGAGAACGCGAGUCCAUGAGGUACGAGAGGACCCGGGAAAUGGAAGUAGCAGCAGCAGAAGCAGAUGUCAGGAUCCGCCGGGUCACCCGGGAACAGGAGCCACGUGACGACCUGGAAAGUAGAGAGUGUGCCCGUGAUUGUGUGGAUCGGGAGGAGGAGAGGAGGGUCUGCCGGGAAGGAGAGAGGGAAGAGCCUGUGCGGGAGAGGAGGAUCGAUCACCAGCGGGAGCUGGAUUUCAAGGUCUACGAGCGCCGCAGCUGCCAGACACAUGGAAGGGAAGAGCAAGGUGCCACUGCGGACACGAGAGAGACCUACGAGAGACGUGAGUGUCAGAGACGUGACCUUGAGGACGAUGGAAGGAGACAACGUGAGUCCAUGAGGUACGAGAGGACCCGGGAAAUGGAAGUAGCAGCAGCAGAAGCAGAUGUCAGGAUCCGCCGGGUCACCCGGGAACAGGAGCCACGUGACGACCUGGAAAGUAGAGAGCGUGCCCGUGAUUGUGUGGAUCGGGAGGAGGAGAGGAGGGUCUGCCGGGUAGGAGAGAGGGAAGAGCCUGUGCGGGAGAGGAGGAUCGAUCGCCAACGGGAGCUGGAUGUGGAAGUCUAUGAGCGCCGCAGCCGCCAGACACGUGAAAGGGAAGAGCGAGGUGCCACAAAGGACCCGAAAGACACAUGUAAUAGGCGUGAAUGUCAGAGACGUGACCCUGAGGACGAUGGAAGGAGACAACGCGAGUCCGUGAGGUACGAGAGGACCCGGGAAAUGGAAGUAGCGGCAGCAGAAGCAGAUGUCAGGAUCCGCCGUGUCACCCGGGAACGGGAACCCCGUGACGACGUGGAAAGGAGAGAGUGUGCCCGUGAUUGUGCAGAACCACAGGAGGAGAGGAGGGUCUGCCGGGAAGGAGAGAGGGAAGAGCCUCUGAGAGAGAGGAGGAUCGAUCGCCAGCGGGAUCGGGAGGUGGAGGUUUACGAGCGUCACAGCCGCCAGACACGUGAAAGAGAGGAACGACCUGCCAAAAACGACCAGAGAGAGACCUGCGAGAGGCGUGAGUGUCAGAGACGCGACCCUGAGGAUGAUGGAAGGAGACAACGUGAGUCGGUGAGGUAUGAGAGGACCCGGGAGGCUGCAGUAGCAGCAGCAGAAGCAGAUGUCAGGAUCCGCCGGGUCACCCGGGAACGGGAGCCACGUGAUGAUCUGAAAAGGAAAGAGUGUGCCCGUGAUUGUGCAGAACCAGAGGAGGAGAGGAGGGUCUGCUGGGAAGGAGAGAGGAAAGAGCACAUGCGGGAAAGGAUGACUGAUCGCCAACGGGUCUAUGAGCGCCGCAGCCUCCACGCACAAGACAGGGGUGAACAAGUUGCCAUGAGAUCCCUCAGAAAGUCCCGUGACAGAAACGUUCUCCAGAUAGUUGAAGAAGAACAAGAGAUGGAUUUUCUGCACCACCCUCAGGGAAAUGAAUUACAGAGUGACCUGUGUAAGAGCACGCCCUGUGCAUCCUCAGAAGACCAAGAAUCGGGGAACCACAGGCUUUUACAUGAGGAAAAUACCUGUGAGCCAAACAGCUGCCGGAGACCUGAAGAUGAAGGACAAAGGCUUGAGAGGGGUCUCUACCGAACGGUGGAGGUGGAUAACCGAGACCUCUGCCCCCAAGGUGAACAAGCGUCUGUCACCGAUGUGAGGGUCCAUUAUAUCCCCACCGAGCCCGAUGUUCCACUGGAGGUGCAGGUGGUUCCUCAGCCCUGCGAGCCUCAGACCAUCGCGUACUUGAUCCAUGUGAUCCAGAACCCAAACGAUCCUGAAGCCACCACCUACAAGAUCAUCUGCCAACAGCCACACAACCUGGGGCAGCCCGUCUAUGUGAAGAAGUGCUCUGUGUCACCCCAGCCACUGGCAGAUCCGUGUGACAAGAGCAACUCCCCAGAGCCACGAUGCCAAAGGGACGAGCGAGAAACAGGGGAGCCUGAACUGCCACGGCAAGGGGCCACACCUGGGGUGAAGGAUGGGGGUCACCAGGCUUCUGCCUCCGAGCAGGAUGGUGUUAAGGGUGACGCUUGCCGGGCAAAGCUGAAGGAGGACAGGAGGGACAACCAGGACCCCGAGAUGUCCAACACAGAAGAGAAGAAGCAUCAGCCCCUGGGAGAUGGAGCAAAAGCUGCCAGGGAGCAGGUCGUGAGGGAGCCCGACUCCAGCUGCCAGGUGAGGUACCGUGAGGACAGGGAGGCCAAGAGCUGCCCGCCUCUGCCCCAGGCUCCAGAGCCACGGGCAGAACCAACCCGGAGAGAUGAAGCCAGAUUCUGCCGUGAGGAUGCAGAGCUUGCUCCGCCGGAGAAAAGCCACCAGCCACCUAGCAGGAGGAGUCCCCGGCCAGUGAGCGAUGCCCAGCUUCAGCGGGAGGAGGAAGCACGGCUUUGCACCACUAAGCAGACCUAG
Messenger RNA from Athene cunicularia (burrowing owl), 8433 nucleotides. Its product is annotated as trichohyalin-like. Gene Ontology annotation, cellular component: cytoplasm. Bases 1 to 8433 code for a protein of 2810 amino acids. Gene Ontology annotation, biological process: regulation of phosphatidylinositol 3-kinase/protein kinase B signal transduction; cellular response to cytokine stimulus; positive regulation of cell cycle G1/S phase transition. The record is from RefSeq and is a predicted model, not a curated record. NCBI's taxonomy places the organism in Eukaryota, Metazoa, Chordata, Aves, Strigiformes, Strigidae. The transcript is spliced from 2 exons. Gene Ontology annotation, molecular function: transition metal ion binding; calcium ion binding.